AUGGCUGCCACCUCCGUGUCCAAGGCCCUCGAAGGCCUCACCGUCUCCAAGACGAAGGAGUUGAAAGGCACCGAGAAACGAGACACCCUCAUUGCUGUCGAGAAGAAGUACCAGCAGAAAUGGCACGAGGAUGGCGUCUUCCAGCCCGAUGCUCCCUCGACCGCCGAGAUCCCCCUCCACUCCAUAUCCGCCGCCGAGCUGCGCGAGAAGUACCCCAAGUUCUUUGGCACCAUGGCCUACCCCUACAUGAACGGCACCCUGCACGCCGGCCACUCCUUCUCCGUCUCCAAGAUCGAGUUCGGCGCUGGGUACGCCCGGAUGCAGGGCAAGCGGACCCUCUUCCCCAUGGGCUUCCACUGCACCGGUAUGCCCAUCAAGGCAUGCGCCGACAAGCUCGUCAACGAGGUCAAGAUGUUUGGCCGCGACUUCGAGAACUACAAGGAGGACGAGCCCGUCGUUCAGGAGGAACCUGUAGCGCCGACAAAGGCCGCCAAGGAGGACCCGACCAAGUUCUCCGCAAAGAAGGGCAAGGCCGCCGCCAAGACCGUCAAGAUGAAGUACCAGUUCCAGAUCAUGCAGGCCAUUGGCAUCCCGCUCCAGGAGAUUCAUCUCUUUGCCGACCCGCAGUACUGGCUCGAGUUCUUCCCCCCUCUGUGCCAGCGCGACUUGACCAACUUUGGAGCUCGUAUCGACUGGCGCAGAUCCAUGGUGACCACUGAUGCCAACCCCUACUACGACGCCUUCGUUCGAUGGCAGAUGAACCGCUUGAAGGAGUUGAAGAAGAUCAAGUUCGGAAAGCGUUACACCAUCUACUCCAUCAAGGACGGCCAGCCUUGUAUGGACCACGACAGAUCUGAGGGUGAGGCCGUCGGCCCGCAGGAGUACACGGCUCUCAAGUUGAAGGUUCUUGAGUGGGCACCCAAGGCGGAAGAGCUCUUGAAGGAGAAGAUCCCCAGCGGAGGCAGCGUCUUCAUGGUCCCCGCAACCCUAAGGCCGGAGACCAUGUACGGCCAGACCUGCUGUUUCGUUGGCCCCAAGAUCACCUACGGCAUCUUCAAGGCGUCGGAGAACCAAUAUUACCUGGUCACGGACCGCGCCGCACGCAACAUGGCAUACCAGGGCAUCUUUGCUGAAGAAGGCAAGAUUGAGAAGGUGGCAGAGAUCCAAGGCUCCGACCUUGUCGGGUCUCUCGUAAAUGCGCCCUUGUCCCUCCACAAGGAGGGUGUCCGCGUUCUCCCCAUGGAUACAGUUCUCCCCACCAAGGGUACAGGAGUCGUGACCUCGGUCCCCUCCGACAGCCCCGAUGACUUCGCUACCGUGACCGACCUCGCCAAGAAGGCCGACUACUACGGUAUCAAGAAGGAGUGGGCCGAGCUCGAAAUAUUCCCCAUUAUCGACACGCCCACCUACGGAGACCUUUGCGCUCCUACCUUGGUGAAGCAACUCAAGAUUGCCUCUCCCAAGGACACCAAGCAGUUGGAGGAGGCCAAGGAACUCGCCUACAAGGAGGGUUUCUACCAGGGUACCCUGAAGGUUGGCAAGUACAGUGGAGAAAAGGUCGAGACGGCCAAGCCGAAGGUCCGAAAGGAGCUCAUCGAUGCUGGCGAAGCGUUCGCCUACUCGGAGCCUGAACGCAAGGUUGUCAGCAGAUCAGGAGACGACUGCAUUGUUGCCUUGAUGGACCAGUGGUACCUCGACUAUGGUGAGGAUUCAUGGAAGAAGACCGCCCUCGAAUGGGUGGGCAACGCGGACGGCAAGGGUUUGAACACAUACUUCAGCGAGACCAGGAACCAGUUCGAAGGAGUCCUCAACUGGCUGAACCAGUGGGCUUGCGCAAGAACCUACGGUCUCGGAUCCAAGCUCCCCUGGGAUCCCCAGUUCUUGGUGGAGAGUUUGAGUGACAGUACAGUCUACAUGGCCUACUAUACCGUUGCCCAUAUCCUCCACAAAGACAUCUUCGGGCGCGAGAAGGGCACCGGAAACGUUGGCGCCGAGCAGAUGACUGAUGAGGUCUGGGACUACAUCUUCUGCAGAAGAGAUAUCGGUGAUGAUGUCCUCUCUGGUUCAAAGAUCUCCAAGGAGACCCUCGAGGGCAUGCGCCGCGAAUUCGAGUACUUCUACCCUCUGGAUGUCCGUGUGUCUGGAAAGGAUCUCAUCCCUAACCAUCUGACGUUCUUCCUCUAUAUCCACUUGGCACUUUUCCCUCCGGAGUACUGGCCAAGGGGUGUCAGAGCCAACGGCCACUUGACACUCAACGGAGAGAAGAUGAGCAAGUCAACUGGCAACUUCAUGACCCUCAAUGACAUGCUUCAGAAGUACGGUGCCGAUGCUACACGUAUCGCCCUUGCUGAUGCAGGUGACGGUAUCACGGAUGCCAACUUUGAGGAAGACGUUGCAGAUAACAACGUCUUGCGCCUGUUCAACCUUCGCGAAUGGUGCGAAGAAGUUGUCAAGGAUCAGGAUGAGCUGCGCACUGGCGAGCUCAACUCCUUCCAGGAUGCUUUGUUCAAUAACGAGAUGAACGCCCUUGUUGCUGAGGCGCACAAACACUACGAGGCUACCGACUACAAGCUGGCGCUCAAGGCCGGUCUGUACGAUUUCACAAACGCCCGUGACUUCUACCGUGAAGCUUGCAACUCUGCUGGCAUCAAGCUGCACAAGGAUAUUACCCUCCGUUACAUCGAGUUGCAAGCCCUCCUUCUUACCGUCAUUGCACCCCAUUGGUCCGAGUACAUCUGGCUCGAGGUCCUCAAGAAGCCCGAGACGAUCCAGAAUGCUCUCUUCCCCACUGCGCCCGCCGUAGAUGCCACCCUCUCUGCAGCACGUGAAUACGUGCGCAACACGGCAUCGAAUAUCAACUCAGCCGAGGCAGCACAGGCCAAGAAGAAGGCCAAGGGCAAGGAGAUUUCCUUCGACCUCAAGAAGCCCAAGAAGCUCACCAUCUUCAUGACCGACCGGUUCCCCGCGUGGCAGGAGAAGUACAUCGACCUGCUGCGCGAGGAGUGGAGCCCCACCACCAAGACCUUCAGCAACGAGAAGGAGCUCAACGGCCGGAUCGGCAAGAUGGGCGAGAUGAAGAAGGCCAUGCCUUUCGUGCAGGCCAUCAAGCGCCGCCUCCAGUCGGGCGAGCCCGCCGACAAGGUCCUGGAGCGCAAGCUGGCCUUUGACGAGCUCGCCAUCCUGCGCCAGAUGAUCCCCGGCCUCAAAAAGACGGCCGGCCUCAAGGCCAUCGACCUCGUCAAGGUUGAGGAGGGCGGCAAGAAGGGCAAGGUCGUCGGCGGCGACGCAGAGGGCCUUGACAAGCCCGAGCUGCCCCCCAUGGCCGAGAACGCCGUCCCCGGGUCGCCGUCCUUCGCGCUGGAAAAUGUGGAGUAG
This is a messenger RNA of Neoarthrinium moseri, 3375 nucleotides long. RefSeq lists its product as uncharacterized. Bases 1 to 3375 code for a protein of 1124 amino acids. NCBI's taxonomy places the organism in Eukaryota, Fungi, Ascomycota, Sordariomycetes, Amphisphaeriales, Apiosporaceae. The record is from RefSeq and is a predicted model, not a curated record. Gene Ontology annotation, molecular function: ATP binding; leucine-tRNA ligase activity; aminoacyl-tRNA deacylase activity. The transcript is spliced from 2 exons. Gene Ontology annotation, biological process: leucyl-tRNA aminoacylation.